UCUCUGCCUUUCCUUGGAAGGUACGGUUGAUCGAACUGUUGGGGCUUCCUGUGGGAAGUAAACGUUGGCCAAUGGGUGAUUUAGUUAAACCCUUUAAUCGGCUUAAGGCAAUGUGAGCACAUCUUUACAUUUGCAAAAACCGCCACCCAAGACUAUUAUAUCAUGGUAUUAGUGUCAAUAAUAUUGUUGGAAGUACCGAGAAGUUGUGCAAUAUCUCACUAAGCACGCCCUUUUGUGUAUAAUUAUACAUCAACAUUCUAUACCGUGGAAAUGAACCUUGCAAGUAUUUGUUGUUAGGAGAACGCAUCAGUACGGCACUAUACCAACAAAUAAUAAUAAUUAUCAUCACGUGGGAAUUCCCAAGUCUGUUUGGGAUGGGACAAAGAUGCAAUCCCGCAUUGAAGUCUUUUUAUGAAGGUUCGCUCUCAUUUAAUUUUGCAUUUAAUAUGAAGCUUUUCUUGUCAUAUCUAAUUAAUAGAAAAAAAAAACUUUCUAUUAUUUUAUUGUUUCAAAUGUUAGGACACUUCAAAAAAAUGGAACAUUAAUGAAAAAAUAUUAGACUGUGUCCAGACAUCGAACUACAUAUUAUGAAACUUAUAAAAAGCAUUACUUUUGAUUACAAUGUUGGCCGAAAUUUUAAACGUUUUUUAAGAUAUGAGCUCUUCUACAAUUCAGCUUUAUAUGUUCAUGUGUUUAAUUAUAAUAAUAAUUAUUAUUGAACGCAGCUUGAAGUUGGAAUAAAAAAAGUUGAAUUUUCAUUUAGUCCAGUCAAUAACGUAGAACUUAACUACAAGCCUGUUUCGGUGGUAAAAUCGAAUAUCGCAACUUAUUAGUAACUUUGAAUGAGCAGCAACCCAGAAAUUGUGGUUAGCAAGAGUGAAAUAGCUUUAAUUAUUACCGUUCGUAUUUCAAUUUUUUUAAAUUUAUUGACACAAAGAACUAUAAACUAAAAUUAUUGCUGUACUUCCUAAGAGAUGUUAGCCAUGCAUUCUUCAAUGACUUAUCCUUCAUAUACUAUCUCCAUCCCCGUAUCAAUUGUAAGCAAUUUGCUGAUCAUCAACGACGUGGUUCGUGGAGCGUAGCGUUGAUCAUCACUUAACGAACAACAAAUCCGCCUCACGAACGAACGCGUACAAGUAUGCAAACACGGCGCAUACGCACACCAACCGAAUAGUGGCCGUUUCAUCUCGUACGCCAAACAAACAACGACGACAGGUUCGUCUGUGUCAGUCUUACUCCGGUCUGUACGUACGUUGCAUCGUGGAAGCAUUGCAAACGCGGCUGUAAGUGACCAAUACCCGGUGCGGGUGGAUUAACGUAGAACCCACGUUAAGUUUUAGUCGCGUGGAUUGUGAACGUGUGCGAGUAUCAAAAAAACGGUGCCAUCGAAUACACCGCUACAGUGCGGAUUGCUAAUUGAAUUUAAAUCCAUAGUGUCCUCGUGCCAAAACGCGCGACCCAAAAGAGAAAGUCCAGCGGUAAUGGAUAAUCCGUGACUGAGUGGGAUGCAUUGGUUUGUGGAUCCACAUCGACAGACAGUUAGACAGACUGACCGACAGACUGUGUAGCACGUGUUCUGUACGGGCAAGUGCUUCCGGGAAAUUUGGCGUUCAAUUCAAUGCUACGAACCAUUGCCAAUAGUGGCCUCAGUCUGUCGCAUAGUUCAGUGCCGUGCCCACACUGUUCGCAAAAAGCUUCAAAGUUUGUUCGUAUGUUAGCCGCGCAAGUGCUUACCGUUUCCUCUCGGCCGUCCAAAAACCAUGGACCAACUGUGAUCCGAUCCGUUUCAAUUACACCGUGAAGCGCCAUGAAACUGUUACUCAAGAUCCACAACAAAGAGCGUCACUCGACGACAACUGCGGCGGUCAAUCUUUUCCAGCGGAAGCGUAAAUAUUAUCACCGUAGACAUUCGAAAUCAUCUUCCCCUGUACCGGGGACUUCUUUGCCUGCCUCCCAGCAGUCUGUUUCGCCUGCAUCAUCUACCCCGCCGCACGUGUCCUCAUCCUCUGGCUCAUCCCCGUUGACGUCAGCCGUGACCGGUGGUGUAUCGUGCAGUACGUUUGACGCAGAUCUGACGGCUUCCGGUGCGUCACUGGCCACACUCAUCUACGGUGGAACCGGAAGCUGCACGGAGCCGAACGCCUGCUCCAGCGAAAGACGCCCGCUAUUGCGGAAUUCCCCAUCACAGUCGUCGGCACGCAGUUACGCUAGUUCCUCCCGAUCCGGCCGCAACAAUCAGAACCGUGGGCUACCUUCAACGGAACCAUCGACCCUUCGACAGGAACGGUACUUCAUCUAUGGUGCGCUGAUAUUUUUCGCGAUCGUUGGAUUCUCAACCGCUAUCUACUUCAUCGUGAACCAGGUCCAUGGUCCCGUUGACAUUGAUCGGGAGAUACUGUUUGACAACAACUACCAGCGACGGACAAUGCCCAAUCUCGGCAACAGCCAUAUGAUCAUCGAACGGCGUAACUGGGGAUCGCAACUUGAGGCACAUGGUUCGGUCCAGCUGGAACAUCCGGUUGAGUAUGUGCUCAUUACCCACAUAGGCAUACCCACCAAGAACUGCUCCGGUAUACACGAAUGUUCGAACAGGAUGCGCAUGCUGCAGGAUGCAGCCAUCGGUGAGCGAAAUCUGCCCGACAUUCCUAGCAAUUUUUAUCUCGGUGCCGACGGAAAUGUGUACGUGGGACGCGGUUGGGAUAUUGCAAAUUCGUACCAAAAUCGAACACUAUCCGUGUGCUUUAUGGGAUACUUUGAAAGUUACGGCCCAAAAGAUAUUCAAAUGUCGGCUUUACAGCAUCUUCUCACAUACGGCGUUAUUCAGCGAAAGCUUGCCAACGACUAUAAGCUUGUAGCACGGCGACAGACCAAACCUACCACUACCAGUCCGGGUGAUCAGCUGUACGCGAAACUUAAGCGUUUGCCACGGUGGAAUCCUUGCGGUACGCAAGCAUACGCUCAUUGCGGGGCAGAACUUGGCUUUCCGAGCGUCUGGGACGAAGAGCAUAAUUUCAAUGAGCGCAAUGGAAUUCAAAAUCCGCUUCUAUUAUAUCGCAAAAACAUCGAAGAGGAAUGAUUACCGAGGGAAUUGAAAGAUACUUUUAUACCUUAUUUUAAGAUUUAUUAAUCGAUCAAUAAUUUAACAUGCGUAUCUAGUCAUAGUUUUUUUGUAAAUAUUUGUAAAGUACUUUACCGAUUAACGAUUAUGUAAUAAAAAAACGUGUUUUAUAGAAAUACUCAA
Messenger RNA from Anopheles funestus (African malaria mosquito), 3241 nucleotides. It is a transcript of the gene PGRP-LA, whose product is annotated as peptidoglycan-recognition protein LA. Gene Ontology annotation, molecular function: N-acetylmuramoyl-L-alanine amidase activity; zinc ion binding. Bases 1808 to 3076 code for a protein of 422 amino acids. The transcript is spliced from 5 exons. Gene Ontology annotation, biological process: peptidoglycan catabolic process. Lineage: Eukaryota; Metazoa; Arthropoda; Insecta; Diptera; Culicidae. The record is from RefSeq and is a predicted model, not a curated record.